Molecule: messenger RNA, 1927 nt
Organism: Hemibagrus wyckioides
Lineage: Eukaryota; Metazoa; Chordata; Actinopteri; Siluriformes; Bagridae
Product: 4F2 cell-surface antigen heavy chain-like
Exons: 9
Coding region: 158-1618 (486 amino acids)
Biological process (GO): amino acid transport; carbohydrate metabolic process
Source: RefSeq, a predicted model, not a curated record
CAGGGGUGGAGUUUAGAGCUGGGGUUGGUCUACUGGACAAUAUAAGAACUAAUGCCACCGUUACAGCGCCUUCUCGUGUAAGUGGCAGAAUCUGGAUUAACUGAGGCCCUGUAGAAGAGACAUAUUCACUGCCUUCAUUGUAUUUACUUGAGGCACCAUGAGUAAAGAGGCUGAAAUGAAGGAAGUGGAGCUGAAUGAGCUGGAGCAGGAGAAGCAGUCAAUGAACACUGACUCGGAGAAAAAUGGCUGUGUGAAAGUUAAGGUGCCGGAGGAAAAAGAGGUCAAAUUCACCGGCCUAACUAAAGAAGAGCUGAUGAGAGUAGCAGGCACCACAGGAUGGGUUCGGACUCGUUGGGUAUUGUUGGUUCUGUUCUGGCUCGGCUGGGUUGGCAUGCUGGCUGGGGCAGUGGUGAUCAUUGUUCAGGCUCCACGGUGUAAACCGAUCCCUGAAAUGCACUGGUGGAACGAGGGGCCACUGUACCAGAUAGCUGAUGUAAACAGCUUCUCUGAAGACAUUAAAGGAAUAGAAAACAAGCUGGACAGUCUGAACCAGCUGAAAGUGAAAGGGUUGAUCCUGGGCCCAAUACACACUGUUCAGGCAAACCAGAUGAGUACACUGAAUUUGGAAGAAAUUGAUCCUAGUUUGGGCACCGAGGAGGACCUGGACAACCUGCUAGAAAGAGCCCACAAGAAGGGUAUCUCUAUAGUACUGGAACUGACACCUAACUAUAAGGGAAAUGCAGCUUGGUUCAGCAAUAUUCCUGAUGCCUCUAUUUUUACCAAACUUACUGCGGCAUGUGCCUACUGGCUCCAAAAAGGAGUGGACGGCUUUCUCUUUUCUGAUAUGAGCCAGGUUGUCAGUACUGAUACAUGGCAGUCCAUCCAGAAUGCUGUUCAUUCCAACACCAGAGAAGGGACUAAAAAAAGUGCUCUAAUAGGUUCAGUCACCAAGCAGCCUGCAGAUAAUGUCAGUGUGCUGCUGGAGGGCUCCAAUGUUGAUCUGUUGCUAAACAGACUGCCAGGUAAACUGUCUGGAAUUCAGGUGGCUAAGGACAUGACCAAGCUCUACUCCAACCACUCUAGCCUUGCCUGGACCCUGAGUAAAAAAGAUUCAGAUUUGCCUACACGCCUUUACCAUAUGCUGCUCUUUACCUUGCCUGGUACCCCAGUGUUCAUCAGUGGCGAUGAGGUUGGACUGAAGGAGAGGGAAUCGCUUAAUGGAAUUUGGGACUUGGAAAAUCCAGCUGAGGAGAACAAUGAAACAGCAAAGACUAUAAGAGCAGAACGCAGUGCAGUGCGAAGCUUCUUUAAGGCUCUCAGUGACCUUCGAGGUAAAGAAAGAGCUCUGCUGCAUGGUGAAUAUACCUCUCUACACAACUCCAUAUCCUCAUUUGCAUUCCUCCGCCUGUGGGACCAGAGUGAACGCUUCAUCACCGCCUUAAACUGGGGCAAUUCCCCUGUGUUAAUGACGCUGACCAACAGCGAUCUCCCAGCGGAGGCCCGUGUACGGCUGAGUACAGAUACAGAGAAGCUAGCUGUCGACAGCAUGGUGCCGUUGGAUAAACUGCAGCUAGAAGCCAAACAAGCUGUUUUAUUGUCUUAUCCUUAUGCAGGAUAGGAACAUUAGCAGAAAUACACAUGUAAUAAGACAAGGCUCCUUUUCAGAAUAGAAAGUUCAUGUUAAACAAGCUCUGUGUUUUUCAUUAUGCUUAUUUUAGUUUUGAAAUAUGGAAGAAUGCAGUGUCUGUUAUAGAAAUUAGUUUCCUACAAAAAGUUAUAUUUGUUUUCUAAUACUAAUAACAUAUACGAGUGAAAUGGAAGCACUGAAACAGUAUUAUUCCAGCUGGAUAGGACAUUCUAUAUUUGUGUGUGUAUGGGCCACCAUGAAAAAAUCAAUGGCAGAAAAAUAAACGUUGCUUAUGAUGUA